CCGGCCCGCGGAGCUCCUCGUCGCCCGCUCUAUGUUUUGACGCCGCGCAGCCUGCCGGCCCGCCGACACCUGCGCCCAUGUACAGCAUGAUGAUGGAGACGGACCUGCACUCCCCCGGGGGCGGCCCGGGGGCCCCCAGCCUGGCGGGCCAGACCGGCGCGGGGGGCGGCGGGGGCGGCGGCGGAGGAGGCGGCGGCGGCGGCGCCAAGGCCAACCAGGACCGGGUCAAGCGGCCCAUGAACGCCUUCAUGGUGUGGUCGCGCGGCCAGCGGCGGAAGAUGGCCCAGGAGAACCCCAAGAUGCACAACUCGGAGAUCUCCAAGCGCCUGGGCGCCGAGUGGAAGGUCAUGUCGGAGGCCGAGAAGCGGCCCUUCAUCGACGAGGCCAAGCGGCUGCGGGCGCUGCACAUGAAGGAGCACCCGGAUUAUAAGUACCGGCCCCGCCGCAAGACCAAGACGCUGCUCAAGAAGGACAAGUACUCGCUGGCCGGAGGGCUCCUGGGCGCCGGCGGCCCCGGGGGCGGCCCGCCCGUGCCCAUGGGCGUCGGGGUCAGCCCGGGCGGCGUGGGCCAGCGCCUGGAGAGCCCCGGCGGGGGCGGCGGCGGCGGGGGCGGAGGAGGCGGCGGCGGCGGCGGGGGCUACCCGCACAUGAACGGCUGGGCCAACGGCGCCUACCCGGGCUCGGUGGCGGCGGCGGCUGCGGCGGCGGCGAUGAUGCAGGAGGCGCAGCUCGCCUACAGCCAGCACCCGGGCGGCGGGGGGCACCCGCACGCCCACUCGCACCACCCGCACCCGCACAACCCGCAGCCCAUGCACCGCUACGACAUGGGCGCGCUCCAGUACAGCCCCAUCUCCAACUCGCAGGGCUACAUGAGCGCCUCGCCCUCGGCCUACGGCGGCAUCUCCUACGGCGCCCAGCCCCACCAGAACUCGGCCGCGGCGGCGGCAGCGGCUGCGGCGGCGGCGGCGGCCGCCUCGUCCGGGGCGCUGGGCGCGCUCGGCUCCCUGGUCAAGUCCGAGCCCAGCGUCAGCCCGCCGGUCACCUCGGCCCACUCGCGGGCCCCCUGCCCCGGCGACCUGCGCGAGAUGAUCAGCAUGUACUUGCCCGCCGGCGAGGGAGGGGACCCGGCGGCGGCGGCGGCAGCUGCUGCUGCGGCGGCCGCGGCUCAGAGCCGCCUGCACUCCUUGCCCCAGCACUACCAGGGCGCCAGCACGGCGGUCAACGGCACCGUGCCCUUGACGCACAUCUGAGAG
Heteronotia binoei (common prickly gecko) is the source of this 1253-nucleotide messenger RNA. RefSeq names its product SRY-box transcription factor 1 (gene SOX1). The transcript has a single exon. Gene Ontology annotation, molecular function: DNA-binding transcription factor activity, RNA polymerase II-specific; RNA polymerase II cis-regulatory region sequence-specific DNA binding. Gene Ontology annotation, biological process: anatomical structure morphogenesis; regulation of DNA-templated transcription; cell differentiation. The coding region runs from base 78 to 1250 and encodes 390 amino acids. The record is from RefSeq and is a predicted model, not a curated record. Lineage: Eukaryota; Metazoa; Chordata; Lepidosauria; Squamata; Gekkonidae.